AUGCGUCUUCUUGUUCUUGCAGCAUCGCUUGCUCUUGCCGCAGCACAUCCUCCUUUUAACCAUCCCGGUUGGCCAUCACAGCCUCACCCCACGAACCCUGCUGCACAACCUUACUGGCAUGGUGACACUGCAUGUAUCUCGACUUCAGAUGCGUCUUUGAUUGCCACAAGCUUCGGCUUGACCAUCUCCAACUACACCGAAGCUCUUGCUGUCCAGCUUUUCACCAACAACUUCACCGAUCAGUCCGACAGUGUCAACACAUUGAUUCAUGAGCCAGGGCUGCAGGCUAAAGACCUUGGCUCUUUGACCUUCGCGUCAAAGGCAGACUUCCUCGCCGGACAAGGAGCUCAGCCUCCUGUCCCAUUCAAGAUCUUGGACCUUUGGAACACUUGCGAUACCGUUAUCAUCCGUUGGCUGUCCGCUCAAAGCCCUUUGCCUGUUCAAGGUAUCAGUAUCGCUACCGUGCAGCCUGCACCUGAGGGACAGGGUGGUGGUUUUGGCGUAGGUUCUCAAAAAUGGCAAAUCAGCAAGAUCGUUGCAGAGUUUAACUCAGGAGCUUGGUUGGGUGAUCUUGGAUACCCGGAGUGCAAAGUCGUAGCCAACGCUACUGCCACCACCUGA
This is a messenger RNA of Aureobasidium namibiae CBS 147.97, 621 nucleotides long. RefSeq lists its product as uncharacterized. Bases 1 to 621 code for a protein of 206 amino acids. The transcript has 2 exons. The record is from RefSeq and is a predicted model, not a curated record. NCBI's taxonomy places the organism in Eukaryota, Fungi, Ascomycota, Dothideomycetes, Dothideales, Saccotheciaceae.